Messenger RNA from Trichomonas vaginalis G3, 828 nucleotides. RefSeq names its product ribosomal large subunit assembly. Lineage: Eukaryota; Parabasalia; Trichomonadida; Trichomonadidae. Gene Ontology annotation, biological process: rRNA processing; ribosomal large subunit assembly. Gene Ontology annotation, cellular component: nucleolus. Gene Ontology annotation, molecular function: rRNA binding. The record is from RefSeq and is a predicted model, not a curated record. The transcript has a single exon. Bases 1 to 828 code for a protein of 275 amino acids.
AUGUCUGCCCUUCUCCGAAAAUUACAACAACAAAAGGCCGAUGAAAAGCCAGUUGAGAAAAAGGCUCACGUUCAUCGCCCAAUGAUUGUUGGUAACAAGGGAAUGAUCCAUGCAACUGCAGAAAUUCUUGAUGAUGUUCGCAAAUGUAUCCCACAUGCUAAAAAAGACGUUAAAAUUACUCAAGAAGACUUCAAGGAAAUGAAAGAAAUCGCAUCAGAUAUGCAUUGCGAUACAGUUGCUCUAUUUGAAACAAAGCAUCAUCUCGAACCAUACUUAUGGCUUGCUGAUGCAGCUAAUGGUCCAACAAUAUGCUUCUUCAUGGAGGAGGGAAAGUCAAUUUACGAUUUAGGACUUGUUGGUAACCCAAUGAAAGGAAGUAGACCACUUCUUUUCUUCGAUCCAGCAUUUGAUAAGACAAAUGUUCUUAAACUUUCAAGAAACUUACUUCAGAGAUUGUUUGAAGUCCCAUUCAACGACAAACACUCAAAACCAUUCGUAGAUAGAACAAUGUCCUUCUUUAUCGAAGAUAACAAGAUUAUUAUCCGCCACUAUCAGAUUCAGUGGGAUACAGACCCAACAAGACUCGUCGAAGUUGGUCCACGUAUCACACUUGUUCCAAUCUUCAUCCUCGCUGAUGUUUUCAGAGGACACAAGAUCUGGAAGAACGCUACAUGGGAAAGCCCAACUGCUCAGCGUAGAGAUGAGCGUAAACAGAGUGCUCUUGCAAAGCAACGCAAUCGUGAUCGCGAUUAUGAGAAUGAAGUCCGUCUUGGCAAGAUUGAGAAGCCAGUUGAUCCACAUGCAGGACUUUUCGCACCAGUAGAGUAA